CGGGAACUUCACGUGACCUUUGCCCCGGCCACGUGCUGACAAAAGCAAGAUGGCGGCGGAAAAGUGAAAACUUUGUGAUGAAUCUUCCAACUUUUCGGGCCGUUGUUUACAAAGCAAACCCGCCGUCAAGAUGAGUGGAAGGUUGACGAGUGACCUUUCUAUCGACUACAUCGACUCAUGGUUUAGCCUAGACAAGCCGUUAGUCCCGCUGAACUCCGUUCCUCGGUCCAAACUCGGCGGGAAGGACUUCGAUGCGGCCACGGGCGGUCCAGCCAAGCCAGAGGCGCCGAUGAUCCCCAGAUACAAGAAGGAGCCAAGGAUGAACAACCCCCGGCAGACACAGUACGCCCAGAUGUACCAACAACAUGAGCUAGACAUGGCGCAGGACGAUCUGGAGAGUAUCGACGAGAGAAUGUCGGACCUGAAUGCCCUGGAUCUAGACAGCAUCAACAGUCUGGCUGGAGAUCUUGGUCGACAAACUCUGGAGGAGGACCCCCUGCGGUCUGUGAACAUCUACCGUAACUACAACUUCAACCAUACCUACAACCCCACACUGCCCAUCACUGGGUACCAGGAGGAGAUUAUUACCACUGUGGAGAGCAACAGUGUGACGGUCAUACAGGGAGACACAGGAAGUGGGAAGACAACACAGGUGCCACAGUACAUCCUGGACCACUAUGCACGUGCCAACAGAUGGUGUAACAUUGUCGUGACCCAGCCCAGACGUAUCGCUGCCAUCAGUAUCGCACGGAGGGUGGCCGAUGAGCGAGGAUGGAGACUGGGUGGUAUUGUGGGCUACCAGGUUGGGAUGGACAAGCAGCAGUCAGAAGACACCCGUCUGUCCUUCGUGACAACAGGAGUUCUCCUUCAGAAACUCAUCAACACCAAGAACAUGAACCAGUUCACUCAUGUCAUUCUGGAUGAGGUUCAUGAGCGAGACCAGGAAACAGACUUUGCCCUUCUGGUGGCACGGAAGCUGCUCCGGUCCAACUCUCGCCAUGUAAAGGUGGUUCUGAUGUCUGCCACGCUGGACAGCUCCAUGUUUGCAGGGUACUUCAGUAUCCCCGUACGAGGGGAGCUGGCUCCUGCCCCGGUGGUCACGGUGGAAGGAAGGCUGUUUCCUGUCACAGAGUUCUAUGUGGAGGACCUGGCACCAUUAGGACCACUCCCUGUGCUGGAAUGGGACUGCCCAGAAAUCAGCCAACAGUCCUUUGAGUUGGCACGUAAACUCAUCCUCUACUUCGACCAACUCGAGGCCCAGGAACAGGGGAGGAGUAUCUCAGAAGGACUGGGUGUCAACAGAGGCACUGUGCUUGUGUUCCUACCAGGUCUUGCAGAGAUUAAUACAUUGGAUGAGCUUCUUGCUCAUGAGGUAACAAGAUACAAGCUAUGGGUGCUUCCCCUUCACUCAACAAUCACAUCAGAGGAGCAGGCACAGGUCUUUGUUCCACCCAGGCCUUACCAGAGGAAGGUCAUCCUGUCAACAAAUAUAGCGGAAAGCUCCAUCACUGUACCUGACAUCAAAUAUGUGAUUGACUUCUGCCUGACUAAGUGCAUGGUGUGUGACCCUGAGACCAACUACCAGAGUCUGCAGCUCAACUGGGCAUCUCAGGCCAACUGUACCCAAAGGAAAGGUCGAGCGGGCCGUGUGUCCUCAGGUCGAGCCUACAGGAUGGUCAGCAGGGAGUUCUAUGAUAUCCACCUGCCGGAGUACGGCAUCCCAGAGAUGCAGCGCUGUCCCCUGGAGCAGCUGGUACUGAAGGUGAAACUGUUGGACCUGGGGGAACCGAAGGCCAUCCUGGGGCUGGCCCUGCAGCCGCCCAACCUGGACGCCAUCGAGGCCACUGUCUUACUACUGAAGGAGGUGGGUGCCCUCUCCACAGACACUUCAGAAGGGAUCAAUCCUCAUGAUGGUGACCUGACCUUCAUAGGUCGUGUGUUAGCCGCCCUCCCCGUGGACGUGAGGGUGGGGAAGUUGUUGCUGCUUGGACACGUGUUUGGCUACCUGAAGGAAGUUCUCGUCAUAGGUGCAUCUCUCUCCCUGAAGAGUUUCUUUGCGAAACCCUUCAGGGGGGACCUGGAGUCGUACAGAUCGAAGAUGGCCUGGUCUGAGGGAACCUUCAGUGACUGCCUUGCCAUGCUGAAUGCCUACAAGAAAUGGCAAGAUUGUUGUCAGUCAGGAAUGUUCAGAAAUAGGCAGCAAGAGCUAGAGUGGGCAAAGAGAAACAUGCUUCAACUCAAGAGAAUGAAAGAGAUGUCAGCAGUUGCCAAGGAACUCCAAGAUCGUUUAGCAAACUUUAACAUCCGCGUGUCGCUGGAAAGGAACCCACUGGUAAACCACUCGAGAGACACCUCACAGGACAAUCUGAUUCUCAAGAUGGUCCUGGCUGGAGCGUUCUACCCAAACUACUUCACCUGUGCAGCCUCAGAUGAAGCAGAGGCUGUGCGAGACUUGUCAGGCAGCAACCCCCUCACAACAGUCAUGUUGCGCGGCAUGCCUCCUGCUCCACAGCUGUACCUGAAACAGUUGGGUGCUGCAAUGCGCCCGUGUGGCGAGGGCAAGUUCAUCAAGUUAGAGGAUACGAGAGCUUAUGUGGAGUUUGCGCCUCCCCCAGACUACCACGGCACAGGUGUGCUACCUGCCGUCUACCUGGCUGUGAAGAUGAGGUCGAUGAGGAUCCCGCUGGAGCUGAGACUGCGCCCCAGGGAGGAGGUACAGCGAGCCCUGCUGCAGCAGGCUACUGCCAUCAACGACAGCAAGAAACUCAGGACAAACAGACUGUAUGGAGAGCUUGGAGAAGGAGGACGGCCUUCUGUUAAGGUGGAACAAACAAAGGGACCCAAGGCAGUGGAACCUCCUUCUCCUAAAGAACCUUGGAUGCAGCUGUAUGUCACUGAGGUUGUUGAAUGUGGACACUUCUGGGCUCACCGUGCAGAGGCUGAGUACUUUGACCAGUUGGCCAUCCUUAUGGAGACCAUCAAUCAGGAUGGAGGAGCAAAUCUGGAGCCCUUACCAGCCAACCUGGUGCUGCGUGACCAGUACUGUUUGGCACCCUACCAGGACGAGUCCACCGUCAAGUACUACAGGGCACGGAUUGUGGCAGCCUUUCCUGACCAUGUUAAGGUGUUUUAUCUGGACUAUGGGAACAUGGAGACAGUGCUGAAGUCUUGUCUGUGCAGGAUCCCAUCUGAGUUGCUGGAGAUCCCAUUCCAGUCGAUGGAGUGCUACCUAAAAGGUAUCCGUCCAUCCUUUGCGCUGUCCCCAGAGGGUAAGUGGGACCGUCAGGCGACCCUGCGUUUCCACGAGUUGGUGGCGGACAGGAUCCUGCUGGGGAAGGUGUUCUCCGUGGUGCGCGGGGCGAUACGGCUGGACCUGUACCGCACCACCAAACAGGAGGAGGUCUUCAUCAACCAUCAGCUGGUGCGAGAGAACCUGGCUGACUUGUGUGAGGAGACGUACGCUUCUAAGAAAAGUCACCAGGACCGUGCGGAGCAGAGCCUGGCCCCCGAGGACUCCACCCACCUGUGGACCCCUGCAGACAGCAGGGUGGAGCACGACGUGCCUGAGGACAACUUCGGCCUGAGGGGGCGGAGCAUGGUCCGUCUAAACGGCCCGUACAGCCCGUAUGAGAUGGUGUUUUAUAGCAUGAUCAACAUAGGGCGACUGAGAUCUGUCCGGAUCGAGCGCGACAGUGUGAACUCGGUUGCGCUGAACGACCGUCCGCAGGACACGCACCAGCGCAUGUUGGUGGCGGGACACGUGGGUGUGAGUACCACAGGCAGCACCAUCACGGCCAGGGACACCACCCUCAUGCCCAACAUGCCUGGACUGGCCGCCAUCGUCUGCCUCCUCUUCACACCUGUGGCUGAACUCAGAACAAACCGUGCUCACACCCACCUAACCGGUGCCAUCUGCGGCCUGGGCUGUGAUCCUGAGACGGGCAUCGGAAUCCUCCCCGAUCACGACCUGGAGAUAACCUUCGACACUAGUUUCACAAGGGAUGACCUAAUCGCUGUCAACAAGGUGCGCAUUGCCAUCAACUUGGCCCUGGGAAGCGAGAACAACAUUGCUGAGUGGGGCCCUUCAGGGAUAAAGAGGAUCCAGGAUGCAGCCAAGAACAAAAUACUCACGUUGAUCCAACGCAAGCGAGAGACAGUUGAACCGCAGAUGUUCCACAAGCCGUACUGGUGGAACCAGGUGAAGCCUGAAGACAUUCUUGACACCGGGUUGGAUGACACCAGUGCCAACUGUCGAUCCCUGCUCAGCCUCCACCAAGGUAUCGCCGUUGUCGAGGACGUUGAAGAGGGCGGGGCCCCUAAGAAGGAGAAUGACGACAUGUGGAAGAGGAAACACAUGAUGGAACUCAGGGAAAAGGCAUACAACUCCAACGAGCCCCAGCUGGUGCGCUGCGAGGUGUGUGACGUGGAGGUGAACACGCCCAGGGAACUCAAGCUGCACGUCGCGACCCGCAAACAUCGCGCCGAGGAGGUCAGACUCUUCGGGGAGUAGCAACACUUUCAGGGCAACAUACAACAACACUAGCCUCCAUAGCAGGCUCUCUGGGGCCUUUUUUCGUCUCAUAAUACACUUUUGCUGGCCAUUUCUUUUUCUA
Molecule: messenger RNA, 4613 nt
Organism: Branchiostoma floridae (Florida lancelet)
Lineage: Eukaryota; Metazoa; Chordata; Leptocardii; Amphioxiformes; Branchiostomatidae
Product: ATP-dependent RNA helicase TDRD9-like
Exons: 37
Coding region: 131-4510 (1459 amino acids)
Cellular component (GO): intracellular anatomical structure
Molecular function (GO): RNA binding; ATP binding
Source: RefSeq, a predicted model, not a curated record